Molecule: messenger RNA, 706 nt
Organism: Aspergillus heteromorphus CBS 117.55
Lineage: Eukaryota; Fungi; Ascomycota; Eurotiomycetes; Eurotiales; Aspergillaceae
Product: VOC family protein
Exons: 2
Coding region: 191-592 (133 amino acids)
Source: RefSeq, a predicted model, not a curated record
CAAGAACCCAGGGAGCCAAGAAGUCAGUCGAAGGUUUCUCCCCCGCAAUUCCACACACGGAGACUGAGCGGGGACGACAAUCCUUAUUUCCACCCUUCCAUCCAUCCAUCCUCAACAUCCUCAACAUUCUACCCCACACGUCUGUCUCUACACAGUCACACACUCUCACGCUUCUUCCAGAUCCUUGACCAUGGCGAUCGACCACACUGUCCUGUACGUCCCCGAAGACAAAUUCCAAGAAUGCCUCGCCUUCUACCUCGCAGCGCUCAAGCCGCUCCGUUAUGAAAUCCGCUAUCGGAUCAGCGAGCUCAUCGUGGGCCUGGGGUCGGUGCAUGAUGACAUCGGCAGUUACCGCAAGGCGGACUUUUGGGUCCUUGGGGCCAAAACCACCUCGGAUUGUCCGGCCCACAUUGCAUUCACUUGUCACGACCAUGCCACAGUUGACGCUUUCCAUGCUGCCGGGAUCCAGGCUGGGGGCAAGGAUAACGGUGGCCCGGGCUUGCGACCGUCCUACCAUGCCACUUACUAUGGCGCCUUCGUGCUCGAUCCCGCGGGAAAUAACCUCGAGGCGGUGGAUCAUGGUCUGCGCUGAGGGUGGGGGUGGUGGGGAGAGGCGUUUGCUCUCUCAUCGCAUCGGAUGAUGAGCAAUCGCGGCAUUCAAAAUACUGUGUAUCUUAUUGCUACCCAGUCUAACAAUCAAGAGAAG